GUAGAUGCCCCCUUUCCCAAACCGCCCGUGGCCUACCCGCAGCGAGCGCUCCUCUCGCACCCCAGUUCCAGGCUCUUUACGCAGCAGCAGCAGCUCAGGAUCCCGGGGUGUGCGCUGAUCGCCCCGGGGGAGUUCGGGUCCUGCAGCCUUGGGGGGCACCGGGUGUGCACCUGGGCGGGGCCGCAUCCCCGGCGGCGCCCCCCGCCCCCGCCGUCUGGCCGCGCGCCGGGUCCCCGCCGCAGAGCCGGGGGAGGAGCGGCCGAGGCUGAGUUGAGACAGACCCGGCCUCGGCGCGGCGGCGGCGGUGGUGGCGGCGGUGGCGGGACCCGGGCCACCAGCCCGACAGCACCGGCGCUCUCCUCCCCUCCCUUCCUUCCUCCCUCCCGUCAGCCGGCGGGGAUCCCCAGCGAGCCGGGGAGGAGCCGCGGCGGCCGCCAGACAAGCUGCAAGUCCGGAGAAGGCGAAAGAGGGGGGGAGGCGGGGAGCUCCGGGAGCCAGCCCGGUGGCAGGUCCCUCUUAAAGAGCCACGCCGCGCCGUGUCGCGCCACCCGGAGCGCUGCCCCUCCCCCGCAGCCCGCAGGGCCGGUGGCCGAACUGCACGGUGGGCGGUCCCGCUCGCCCAGCUAGGGUGCUGCUGCAGCUCUCGUGUCCUCUGCUUCCUCAGUCCUUCCCUUUUGUAGAAGAAUCUCUCCAGAAGCCAUCAUUUCCCUGAUGUCGAAGUCACUUUCUGCCAGCAUGGGCUGUGUGAGAUGGGAAUUACAUCUUGACCUAUAUUAUGAGUGUACAUGAGAAGUAAAUGCAAGAACAGAAGCAAAGCACAGAGAACAGCCGAUGAGAACAGCCUGAGAGCCCCUGGUGAGGCCGAGACUGCCCACUCUGUGGAAGAUGCUGGCUGCAGCCAGGCCGAGAAGUCCUCCAUUUUGAAGUGGGAGAACAGGUUUCAGCAGAACAGUGUCUUCAUUCCUGACCUCACCAUGGCUUCAACUCUCUGGCUGGACGGCUGAUGUGACUGUGUGUCCCACAUGCUGUUGGACUGUGUGCCAUCCAGGUAGUUCCCGCUCACAGGGUGUGGGAGCACAGCCCGUGGGCAUCAGAUGCUCCCAGAGUUUGGACCAGCAGAGUGAUGGACUUGGAUAGGCUAAGAUGGAAGUGACCUGAGGCCCUGCCCAGGCAGUUUCUUCACAACAGGACAAGUUAAGAAUUGAAACACAGGCUUGUCUGGGGAGCAGUAUGCCGGAAGCUGGUUUUCAGGCCACAAAUGCGUUCACAGAGUGCAAAUUCACCUGCACCAGCGGCAAAUGCUUGUACCUUGGUUCACUGGUCUGUAACCAACAGAAUGACUGUGGGGACAACAGUGAUGAAGAAAACUGUCUCCUGGUGACUGAGCAUCCACCACCAGGCAUCUUCAACUCCGAGCUGGAGUUCGCACAGGUCCUCAUCAUCGUCGUGGUGGUCACAGUGAUGGUGGUGGUUGUCGUAUGCCUCCUGAACCACUACAAAGUCUCCACACGUUCCUUCAUCAAUCGCCCCAACCAGAGCCGGAGACAGGAGGACGGGCUGCAGCCGGAAGGGUCCCUGUGGCCUUCUGACAGCUCCGUGCAGCGGCCAGGGGCUUCAGAGAUCAUGUGUGCCCCGCGGGGCAGGGAUAGGUUUACCACCCCAUCCUUCAUCCAGCGGGAUCCGUUCAGUCGCUUCCAGCCCACCUACCCCUACGUCCAGCACGAGAUUGACUUGCCUCCCACCAUCUCCCUGUCAGACGGGGAAGAGCCGCCUCCUUACCAGGGACCCUGCACCCUCCAGCUCCGGGACCCAGAGCAACAGAUGGAACUCAACCGAGAGUCUGUGAGGGCCCCGCCCAACCGAACCGUGUUUGACAGUGACUUGAUAGACAUUUCUAUGUACAACGGGGGACCAUGCCCGCCAAGCAGCCACUCGGGCAUCAGUGCAGCUACUUGUAGCAGUAACGGAAGGAUGGAGGGCCCGCCCCCGACCUACAGCGAGGUGAUGGGUCACUACCCGGGUACCUCAUUCUCCCACCACCAGCAUAGCAACACACACAGGGGCAGCAGACCACAGUUUCAGCCGAACAACUCAGAGGGCACAAUAGUACCCAUCAAGGGCAAAGACAGGAAGCCUGGGAACCUGGUCUGAUUCCCUUCAGGGUGCGCUUUGCAAGGAGAGAGAAACCUCGGCAGGGAGAGCGAGGCCACCGGCCCCUCUGCCACAGUGUUGUCCAGCUUUACGUCGUACAGCUGAGUAAAACCAAAUGUGCAAACACGGUCUUCGUUUCUGAUUCCUGUCCCGGGAAUUGCAUGCAAACAAGACUGGAACAAUCCGAACUUCCAUCCGGUUUGACCACAAACAGUGUUCAUCUGGGGGCAGGGGUGGAGUCAGGGUUAGAGAUGGUGUGAGCUUGGCCAAGGGCGUGCAGAGCAAACCGAGGAUGCUUUGAAGACUUCAUGAAACUAAGACCCACAGAGGUAUUUUUGACAUAUUUAAUUCCAAAAGGAGACUGCCGAUAAAGGAGGCCAGAAUGGCCUGUUUUUAUAAUUAACUGAAUAAAGAAGGAAGAAUUAUUAUAUAUUAUCAUGGGGAAGAAUCAGCCAGUUUGCUUUUUCUCCAAAGGUGUGAAACUUUUAUUUUGUUUUAAAAAUAUGAGUCAAAACUCCUGUUUUGUGUGCCAAGGUAUGAAGCGGAUAGAGGAGCGAGAGGAACUAAUUUGUGUUGUGAUGGUAUGCUUUCAGAGUUGCACUAUCUUGAUGUUUAAAAUAUGGAUGAGGGAACUGUGUUGUGUGAAGUUCUGUAUGUUGUCACCUAUGGAUGGCUAUUAUGCCCAAGGAACACCCUUGAGAGUUCAGAGUCAGUUAUACACGAAAGGUAUUUGGGAAUGUGCCCUGGCAUUUACCAAGUUACAUACAUUUAAGAAGUGGUGUGUUGCAAGAAGUUGCAGCCAGAUGCAGUGCACUACUAGAGUUAUUUGGAGAGGUUGGUGAAGAGAAACACCUGCAUUGUGUAUCAAGUGUCACGCAGAGCUAGCCUUGUUCCCAGCAGCAUCAGAGCAAUUUAGACUUUUUUUUCACUGUAGCAUGACAUAUAUUCAGAUACAUACCUUAUUUUAUGCAAUAAAUUGUUUAAAAUGCAAGAUGGUUAUUUUGUGUACUGCUGGACUGUGUAGCACAGUGCUUCCCAUGGCCUCUCCCGUCCUAGGCAGCUCUGUUGAGUUCUGCAAGGAUAUUCUGUUCAGCACCUGGCACCAGCAGUUGCUCCCAAGCCCACUUGGUUUUCUAAGUGCCAUCCUGGUGAUGGUUCCUUAUGCUUACUAUCCCCCUGGGCCUGACAGAGGGACACAUUUGGCACAAUACGCUGUUACGCAUCACCAGUAUUGCAUGGUAGAGGAAUCCGGUGCAGACCGACCCAGACUCAUGCCACAGACUCCCUUCUGUCUAGUUCGUCUUUGAACUGUGGUCAGCUGGAACACAGAGGUGGUGGGUGAGGGUGUGACUCAGGACAAGGCAUGGCAAAGUUGCAUCUGGACAAUGGCUUCUCAGUUUUUGAAGUCAGUUUACUAUUUCUACUAUUUCUAAACAUUCUUAUGUACAAUUAAAAAGCCCCAAUGACUUUCUUCUGCAGAUAUAAGAGCUGGCUCUGUAACUGCACCAUGGUGGGCUCAUGUGCAGUGGCAGGGCCUCUUCCUGGUGGUCUGGCCUCUGCACGUAACAGAAUGAACAGGAAUGGAGAGUCACUGACAGCUUGACACCAAAUCAGCGUGCGUGAGUGCUUGUGUGCAUGUGUGCGUUACUGUUUCCGGAGGUGAUUAUGUGAAGUCACUAUUCUCUCACCUGAGAACUAGAGAUGGUUUGAAGUCCUCAGUCAUGUCUGACCCCAGGCUUCCCAUUUCUGCUUGUCUCAGUAGGCAGGCCACUGACUGGCUUGGUUUGAGACUUGACAUCUCCAUGGGAUUUAUCCAUUUCACACAGUAGCAUCCACAGGAAUACUCACAGUCAGAAGGAGAGAGGACAUAUAGGGAACAGCUAUCAGCUCACACUUCAACACCGCUUGGAAGGAUGUACAUGUGAGGGUCUCUGGGACUCUGGAGUUGCUUUUCUGUCUUGUCUGGUGAUAUUCAGUGGCCUCGCAGGCUACAGGUUAGCUGGGCCAAAGAUGACCUUUCCCAUUUCCUUGAAGCUUCCUGAAAAGUGUCUGCCUCCUGGUGACCUAUGCUUUCAGACUGCCUAAAUGGGGCUCUGAGAUACAAUGGCAGAGGAAGGAGGUAUGUGUCCUUGCUGGGGCAUUCCAAAUCCUAACUGUAGUUUUGGUGAAGCUGGUGAUCUCACCCAUUAGUUUCCUCUCCAAAUGGCUUCUCAGUCCUUACUUUAGUCUUACUUUGCUGCCAGCUGUGAGAAAGAGCUAAGAUCAGAGAUUUGUAAGUUCCUUCAGAGCUUGGCAAGCAUAUGGACAUUUUGUAGAUGCCAACAGUAUUGGCAAAACAUUGGGUACCCUAGAGGACUGCCUUUUUAGUGUGUUCUCUCUCUCUCUCUCUCUCUCUCUCUCUCUCUCUCUCUCUC
Molecule: messenger RNA, 4565 nt
Organism: Onychomys torridus (southern grasshopper mouse)
Lineage: Eukaryota; Metazoa; Chordata; Mammalia; Rodentia; Cricetidae
Gene: Ldlrad4
Product: low density lipoprotein receptor class A domain containing 4
Exons: 7
Coding region: 1231-2151 (306 amino acids)
Biological process (GO): negative regulation of transforming growth factor beta receptor signaling pathway
Cellular component (GO): Golgi membrane; early endosome membrane
Molecular function (GO): R-SMAD binding
Source: RefSeq, a predicted model, not a curated record